Symbiodinium necroappetens is the source of this 228-nucleotide messenger RNA. The record is from the annotation of a GenBank genome assembly. NCBI's taxonomy places the organism in Eukaryota, Dinophyceae, Suessiales, Symbiodiniaceae.
GUGAUGCAGGGCUUGUCGUGUCUUCGACGGGUUGCGACCCCGCCUGCGGCGCCCAUGGCACGUGCAGGAGCGGAAUUUGCGAAUGUGAAGCUGGCUGGGCCGGCAAAGGUUGUAGCCUCUUCUUGGCUGACGAAGGUGCAGAGCACUCCCCGCAGCAGGCGAAAGUCGUCUUGGAGCCUGCAGUGCUUGCACUGAUCGAGCAGGCCGCAAAUGCAAGCGUGCCCGGAG